GCGAUAUCGAUCAACAUCAGUACAGUGCGUCAAAGAGGUAGGCCUAUAUUUCGCAAUUUCCUACAAACGGAGUUGGUGAUGUUGCAAGGAAAAAUAUCGCAAAAUGAUUUUUAGUGCGGACAUUGGUUGAUGCGGCACUGCACUUGGCACAUCACAACAACCAAUCUAACCGUGUUUUUAUAUCGGCCGCAUAUUACUUUAAGAAUUAGUACAGUAACAAGUUAGAAUUGACUCGUGAAAGUUACUACCGCCUGAUAGUGAUAAAUAAAAAUAUAUUCGACAUUACUGAGUACUAACAUUAUAUCAGAGGCCAGCUAGGGUCGAAUAAGAUAUCGGCAUAAAUUGGCCAUGGAGCAUUUUUUGUUUAACGUAAUCGUGCUUGCAUGUUUGUCAUUGAGUGCUGGAUCGAAGAUGUCAAGCGCCUCCAGAUUCUGCGUCAUCGAGAACCGUGUCGGGAACCAGACGAUUGGGGCGAAACGGCUGCUUGCUUUCAGAUCCAACACGGUCACUUCUUCUGUCUCUGUCGAAGUCAGCUACGGAAAUGCCGACUUUGUUGCCUCGUCGGGAUGGAGCCCGUGGAAGACGCUGGGUGCGCCAUCGUCCAGCAAGCCGCUGUCAAACCCGUCCUGCAUUUUCACUGAACAAAAUCAAACCCAGAUUUUUGUACAAGCAUCCGAUGGGCAGAUAUACUCUGCCACUCAAGACAAGGUGAAUUUUUUGGACUUCUCCGCUUGGAAGAAAGUUGGCAUCAAUGCCAUUCCGGCAAAUCAGCCCAAGCAACCUAUGAUUUUCGACUCUGUGACGGCAGUCUGGUUUGGCAAGGAACUGAUGGUCUUUGCUCGCUCUAUCAGUGUGACAUCAAGGCUGUACUGGUGUAAAGGCACUGCUACCAGCUGCAGGUGGGGUCUGGUAGCAGGCAGUGCCCUCCUUGGUACUGAUGCAACGAUGAUAAAGAACACUUACACCACCAAGUACGAAGGUUUCAUGAUCUCUCCUGCUGGCAGGAUGCACAGGACUUGGCAACACUCCGGUGGCAACAGCUUCAAAGCAUGGAAGGCUAUGUCCUCUUCACCUACAUUCUCCAUUCUCGCCAGACCCAUGGCCCAGACAAUGGGGUACAACUACCGCAACGGGAAGAUCAUGAUUGGAGCUGUCGGGCGGGGUGGCUAUGUAUACAGGUGCGCCCAAGCUGCGUGUGACAUGGUGGAUAAUCCCUGGAGUUACUGCACGUGGGGAUCAUGGACUCAGACUGGCAAGAAGAUUCCAUUUGAACAGAAAGGGGUGCAAAAUAACUUGGUCAUGAGUAGGAAUUUACACUAUGGAGUAGAAAUAUUUGCAGUGGAACUAACAAAUGGGCAAUUAUGGCAAACUUGGCAACCCUCUAGGGAUACAUCAUGGAAUGUUUGGAGAAAGAUUCCUCAUAACCUAACCACUGCAGCGUUCAUCAAUAACCCAUACUUCCGGGUUAAUGACGCCGGUUGGUGGAUAGCGUAUGGUCUGAAUGACAAGGAUCAGGUCAUCGAGGUAUCCUCAUCACAUUCCAUGAGCAUUAGUUCCAAGAGAGUAGCCUGGGCCGGGAAGCUGGUCGUGUCCUGGGCCAUUUCUGAAGACCAGGCUUCGAGGAAAGACUGGAUUGGAAUAUUUCCAAAGGGAGCAAGGGACAAUCAGUACCUGGACUACAGAUACGUGCAAGGUGGGCAGAAUCCUGGAAGUCGCCCAGUAAGCAAAGGGGAUGUUUCGAUGUCCUCUAACCUUCCGAAUGGAUCCUAUCAAGUCAGAUACCUGAUGAACAGGAAAUACACCAGCAUCAUGGAGUUAGAUGUAACCUAUUACAAUGAAUCUGGCGAGUCGGAUUUGAUGCAGCUCUUCCGUGGUAUAUACAUAGGUUUGGAAAUUGGUCCUGAUCACUUUCGAGAAUGCGUAGAGGAGACCCUUCACACUGUUCAGAUGUUCAGAGAUGCCUUCAUUGCAUUCAAUUUAGGAGAGGUAUAUCAAGGUCUCCAACUACUUGGUACAGCUCUUGAAGACAUUGCCCAGUCUCUAACAAAGUGCAACGAACUCAGGAUCGCCCAGAAACUCCUCGAAUACAUCAAAGACCUACUCUCUUGCAUGAUGGGGAACUGUUUGAAGUUCACCAUCGACAUGCUAGAGGAGCUUUUGAUUCUGUUCCUGCAUAGAUACGAGAUUUACGGGGAUAUCCAGGCAGCCACGAACAGCUUCGCGCAUGGUGCGUAUCAGCAAGGUGGGUUGAGCAUCGGCAGGUUUGUCAUCGCUUGCUUGUUCCUUGAGGACUCUAGCUUGCUGCUGCACGGAGGAAGGCAGGGGGCGGCGUUGCUUGAUGCUGUGAGUGUGAAUCUCAUUGAAAUGGAGGAGGGAAGGAAUGGCACUCACUCCGGUAGCCAAGCGAUCAUGAAGCGAUCAAGGAAGGAUACUGGAAGCGCAGCUUCGCAGGAGAUCAGAUUCAUGAAGAUGCAUGGAAUAAAUGACACUCUAUCCGGUAGCCUAGCGGUCAUGAAGCGGAUGAGGAAUAAUACCAGAAGUGCUUCCCAGAAGAUGAUACUCUUGGAGAUGCAUGGAGCAAACAUCUUUCAUUCUGGUAACAAGAAGGGUGGAAAGCCAGUGGAAGAUGGCAUCGGGAUUGCUCUGAAGCUCAUGGGCAAAGUCCGUAAUCCGAAGAGAUCAGUGUGAAUAGGUAGGGGGAAGAAGAGUGAUGAGAACAGCGAGGAAGGAAUGGCUGAAUGUAUUGAAAUUUGAUUUGGACAUUGCGGAUAAUAUCACAUUAAAGGGAUCAUUUAACUUUGUGAGCAGCUGAUUUUAAAAAUUCUCAAACUGAGACAAAACAUGUGUAUGAGUGCCUGUAUUUGUCCUAAAAAACCCUUAAAUAGGCCACAAUAUAGGAUGAAAAACUCUAAUUUAGAUACAAGUAGCAAUUUAGUAGCUUGAUUUUGAGAACCGUCUAGUAGAUGGGUUCCAGCUUAUGACCAGUUUUCUGCAAUUCGAAAAGUCAGUUGGCUAUGUAGACUACCUUCUGCUGUGUGUACCUCCUACACACACGCUAUUAUUAGCUGCACUGUACAUUCAGUGUACACCUUUUACACAACUGUAUGUACAGUGUAGGUCGUGCUGUGUUCUAGAGCCUGAGGGUGUUGUGUUGCACAGAUUCGUUCUAUACGCAUAGUCAUUGAAACCAACUCACAACUAUUUUCAAACUUUGGUUUACAUCUCCAAGGUUUUAAAAUUGAUCCUGUAAAUAUAAUACUUUGAAACUUUUGGGAUGGUUUGUUACACUAUAAGCCUAACGUUUAGCCCAUUUUCAAGAACCAAAAUGAGAAUUCUUUAAAUCAGAACAAAGUGAAAUGAUCACUUGAAAAGCCUGUCUUUAGUUUUGGUAAAGCUUUCCACAAUUCCACUUCACUAUUACAUGUCCCUACUUGAUCAUUUUGAUGCCUGUGCCACAAAGUGGGUGUGGUGUGAAUGAUUUCAACCGAAAAUGUGUUUUAUUGGAUAACUUACCGUUACUGAUCCAAAAAAUAGAAUAUCUGAGGGGUCUUUUUAGGGGAUGCAUGUGUGGAUGUCAAGACCUUCUGAAGCAUGAAUGGACUGAAAAUUUCAGUAAAAAUGCAUGAACUUUUUCAGUAGUUUUGUAAUAUACAUUUAGGAAAUAUCUAAAGUAAAUGCUCAAAUGCUAGGCUUCAGUUAGUGAAAGAUAUUGCGAUUCAGUGUAAAUUUGAAUGUUUUUUUUCUUUAAAAAGCACAGUAUAUUGCAUUAAUAUUUUUAUAAUGUUAUAUUGCAGUACGAAAUAUAAGGUAAUAAUCAUGAAUCGCACAAUAGUUUAUGACAAGGGUAUAGUGUCUGGAAUUAUGUCUUUCAUUACUGAGAUAACAGUCACUAUACAUGGUAUAUGUUCAUUCCAGUUUACAUUUUCAUCUAUUGUAAACACCUAAAGACUUUGUUUCUCGUUUUCUUUUGAGAAGAAAAUUACUUAUGGUUAUACUCGAUAGUCUGGUAUGACUUAAAUUUAGUGACUCUUUAUCAGACUUCAUAAGGCUUUAAUCAUACAUUCAUGUCUUUCUUUUGAUAGUAUUUCGGAAAUAGUACUUUUAACAAUCAUGCCUUCAUGAUGAAAUUUACCAUUGUUAUAUGUAGAAUACUUGGAAUAAAAAGGCAAGUU
Messenger RNA from Lytechinus variegatus (green sea urchin), 4172 nucleotides. RefSeq lists its product as uncharacterized. Bases 349 to 2688 code for a protein of 779 amino acids. The record is from RefSeq and is a predicted model, not a curated record. The transcript has 10 exons. Lineage: Eukaryota; Metazoa; Echinodermata; Echinoidea; Temnopleuroida; Toxopneustidae.